Messenger RNA from Varroa destructor (honeybee mite), 3222 nucleotides. RefSeq names its product breast cancer anti-estrogen resistance protein 3. Lineage: Eukaryota; Metazoa; Arthropoda; Arachnida; Mesostigmata; Varroidae. The record is from RefSeq and is a predicted model, not a curated record. Gene Ontology annotation, molecular function: guanyl-nucleotide exchange factor activity; phosphotyrosine residue binding. Gene Ontology annotation, biological process: positive regulation of peptidyl-serine phosphorylation; small GTPase-mediated signal transduction.
AAUCGUGCCAGACAGCAGAUCACAAGUAAUCACAUGCAGGAACGGUAAAAGAUAGAAUUCGUACAAGAACCCGAAUACAAAAAGCUUUAUUUUUAAAUGUAUCAGUGUAUCAUUAGUUAGCAUAGUCGAACGAUCCUGUCAAACCACAUUAUAAGCGUUGACAAUCAAACGAAUGUCUAUGACUACGAGCAACUGCAUAAUGAUCUGUCCGAGGGCCCGGAGUAUCAGCGGUCCAUAGAAAGCCAGCAAGAUCAUCAUCGGCAAAGAGGAAGGAGCUCCUCUCCUUACAUUUUCUGUGGUAUCGCGCACCUCUGUAUGUUUGACAGCAGGAAGGCUCAUUGUAGCCACAAACACUGCUGAUUGUGGUGACAGCAGGGGGGCAGACAGCAUUAGUCGCUGCCGUUUCCACUUGCAGCCAAUGUGAGAGAGGCGGUGAGUAGUUUUGGAGCUCGAAGGGAAGCACCCUUCGAUCAGAGCCACCCACAAACGAGGCUGUGCGUCCGGAGUAUCAAACGACAACAGCAAAAAGCUGCUCUUCAUCGUAAGAGGAACUUUUCGUCUACUGUGAAAAAGCAAUUUUGCGAGAGGAACAAUCAUGUGGACCUGACAUUCACGUAACCAUUUUAAACUAACCUCGACUCUAUGUUACUCCUUGAAAUCUGCUUUGACAGCGAUGCAGAUGAGCUUGGAGGAGGAACUGCGACUUCCGUCGUCGGACCUCCGAAGCCACGGUUGGUAUCAUGGGCCAAUUGGUAGAGCGGCUGCGGAGUCCUUACUCCAGGAAGACGGCCAUUUUCUAGUAAGGGACUGCCUCUCACAGCCGAAUGACUUUGUCCUGUCGUGUCAGCAUGCUGGUGGACGAUUGCACUUUAUUAUUAAUCGUGUCUAUAUCCUCCCCAACACUCUUUAUGAAAGGGUUCAAUAUCAACUGGAGGAUGACCUUUUUGACACGAUUGCUGAUCUCGUAACAUUUUACGUCGGAAAUAAGCAACCGAUCACACAAAGAUCAGGAGCGCUUAUAUCACGGCCAGUCGUACGAACCGUAAGUUUAGGACUCAACGCAGAAGCACCUCCGCCUCCAAAGCCGGAAAAGGUUUACUGCAAUGCACGCAACGAGGAACGCCGAUCCCUACGAAAGGAGUACUAUAAAUAUAAGUUUCGUCCAGUGAAUCCACAAUUAGGACAGCUUGACUUUACUGGAGUGGAGUUUAGUAACAGUGGUAUCAAUGAGGCCGCACUUCGCAACGUUCAAACGGAAAUUCGAGACACCGGGGUACGAGUUUUGUCCCGAGCUCUCACUGUUGUCAACAUCCGUCUGCUGAAGUUGGACCAAACAGGCAACGGUAACGAAAGUGACCUUGGUCUAGGUGUAAUGAGUGGACUAGAAAUACUCAGUUUGCCUCAGGGAGAUACAUUGCGGACUUCGCUUGUCGAACGAGCACACUACCUCAAACUAUUGGUGAUAGCUUCGUUGGUGCUCUCCGAUGAGGCUGACCUCGCCCUGGCAAUGUUGACGAAGUGGAUCCAGGUUGCUUUGGAAGUCAAAACGGCCCUUGGUGACCUCUUUGGGUUUCAGUGUAUAAUGAUGGGUCUUAUGUCUCCACCUGUAACUCAACUCAAGUCGGUGUGGCUUGCAUUACGCCAAAACAAUACAGAGCUCGCGUUGUUGUUUGAGACGAAACUACGUCAAGAGGUUACCGCUUUGCUCGAUCGAUGUGACAAUAUUGCUCCAAAUACAUGCAUCCCAAAUAUCUACUUCUACAUAAACGUUGCUCAUCAGUUUGUUGAGAAAGUCGAUCGUGUACAUCUUGAGAAAAUGGGCCCUGACAAUGGGCUCGCAACGCUUCUUUCGCAGCUCGAGAACAUUCGGUCAAUCAUCAAUCAAACGGAACGUUUCCAUAAAACCGCUCUAUGCGUACUUCAUGCAUCAAGUGCGCCCGGCAAGCGCUAUUCGUUCUUUGAGACGGAAAACCUAAUUGCGCUGUUUAACACAGAAGGAUACAAAGAUAUGACUUGUAAGCAGCGUUCAAAGCACGUCCUCGAUGUUUUUGAAGAGCUCAGCAAACGGGGUACCCUGCUGGUUGAAGAAACCGGCCUCAUACCGAAAUCACUUGACAUGUGACUUUUGUUUUUAGCUAUCUAAGGACGAAAUUCAACCUAGAAGCAACACACGAUGCAUGCACAGAUGAUUUUUGUUUCUACGAAAGAAGACCGGAAAUUAGCAUACGUUUUAGCUGACUGAUCUUAUUAUCUACUAAUACAACUCUUCACAUACCAUUGCGUACGUUGUAACAUGAUGUAAUAGCGAUGGCGUGCCAUACAAGUACCUUACGUUGUAUCCACUAGCCAAAUCAGAGCGAACAUUACCACUAUACAGUUCCUAAUAACGCCCAGUAUUAUACUAACACAUAUACGCACGAAGAUGUCAUUUAUAUAUUUGUAUGUACGUGUAUAUGUGCUAAGAAAUAUUUAAGUACGCAAUUAGUAUCAGUCGAGAUAAAGAGAUAAUAUACAAAUGGAGUACAUUAUUAAUAUAACUACACUGUAACUAUUGUACUAACUGUACUUCAGUACUAAUCGGAAUAUUUAUUAUAUAAAGUUUAUCCAGGAAAAAUUGUGAUUUUUUUAAUAAAUAAAAACGUACUGUGCGACCGACUCUGAGAGAUACGUAAACGGAAAACUUUCGAAACAGAUAGAUGCUUGGGUAGAUAAGGUUCCACAAGUGCGUAUAAUAGCGCUAGACUCUAGUCAAUGGCUUAACCCGUCGCCGUGCAAUAGUCACACAAACAAGGUGACACUUACCAGGUACCAGGCCUAUACGAUGGUAAGCGCUCGAAACGAAAUGUCAAACAAAUGGGUGAGCAAACGUCUACUUUUCCUGGCUUAUUUCCGAAGGAAAGCUAAUAUAUAGAAAUGAUAUAUGAAUAGUUAGUGUUUGUAAACGAUCAUCUUGGUUCCACUGGAAAAACUAUAUGCGAAAAAACAAGUAGACUGCAAAUCGUUUUGUUAGAUGCAUUCCGGCAUAAACCAAUUCCGCAAGUUCAUUAAACAUCUUUCUAUAUUUAGAAAAGUUCCUUGUCAUAUUAGGCACACGUAGGCACAUUCUCGGACUCUAGGGAUGCCAGCUCGAGCAGAAUAAUGUUGUUUGACUACAAUAGAAAAAUAUCGGAAACAAUAUGAGUAUAGCAGUCAAAUGUACAGCGAUUUAAUAAAGUAAAGAGA